GCGAAAGGGAAGAAGAAGGCCCCGGCGGGCGCUUCUGCCAGGGAGGGGCCCUCUCAAACUGCUGGCGCUGCUGCUGGCGCCGGAGGGUCCAAGGGUGCUGGGCCCGUUAAGAAGAAGAUUGCUGGAAAGGGGACCGAGCCCCCGGCCAAGAAGCCGAAGACCACCGCCCCUACCAAACAACCGAUCACCGAUGUGGUGGUGAUUGUGGACGAAGGGCACGCUUCUGCCUCCACCCCCCAGGAACAAAUCAAUCAGGAGUUCUUUGGGCGGGAGAGGUUGGAGGCGUUAGUACCGAAGGGGGCCUCUGUGUUGGAGGGCAGCUUGAACCCUUCGGCUCUGAUGAGCCAGAUGCUGCCGUCGGCCGACCGACUGGCCCUUGCCCGGCUGGACGAGGGAUCCCUCGAGGCGAAGGUCCUCCUGAAUGCUGCCUCCACAUUUAUGGGCCUCUGCGAGCACCUCCGAAGGGUGGAUCAAAUGAGGGAGGCUAAGGGUGCCGCCGAGGGGGAGGCCGCCCUCCUCAGGAAGAAGCUUGCUGAAGCCGAGGACUCUCUCCGUCUGGCCACCGACGGCAUGGAGCAGAGGGUGCAGGC
Messenger RNA from Cuscuta europaea, 590 nucleotides. Lineage: Eukaryota; Viridiplantae; Streptophyta; Magnoliopsida; Solanales; Convolvulaceae. The record is from the annotation of a GenBank genome assembly.